Molecule: messenger RNA, 938 nt
Organism: Nicrophorus vespilloides
Lineage: Eukaryota; Metazoa; Arthropoda; Insecta; Coleoptera; Silphidae
Gene: ppl
Product: glycine cleavage system H protein
Exons: 5
Coding region: 185-688 (167 amino acids)
Biological process (GO): glycine decarboxylation via glycine cleavage system; protein lipoylation
Cellular component (GO): mitochondrion; cytoplasm; glycine cleavage complex
Source: RefSeq, a predicted model, not a curated record
UGCAGAGCACGAGUUUUAUGAUUGGAGUAUGUAACCACGCUCGAUACGCCACUGGUCGCGAGGUUAGCUAGUAAACAAACCCGACAAAUGUAAAGCACGUUUGGAUGACCGCUUCACUUUUAUUGGGAUCAAUUCUUUGAGCUGUGUGUCUGGUGUCUCGUCGUUGUCCACCUCAGAACCGAAAAUGGUCUUCGCUAAACUUAUUACCACAGCCUCAAGGCUCGGCAAUAAAUCGGUUUUAAGACAAAUCGCCAACAGGAACGUCUGCGAAUCUUAUAGGUUAAUUAGCUGUAGUCGCCAUCUAUUUGCAGAAAGGUUAUACACGGACAAGCACGAAUGGGUCGAAGUUGAUGGUAAAGUAGGAACUGUAGGCAUCUCGAGUUAUGCACAAGAAGCUCUGGGUGAUGUUGUAUACGCUCAAUUACCAGAUGUCAGCAUGGAUUUAGCUAAAGGAGAUGAGUGCGGAGCUCUUGAAAGUGUUAAAGCUGCCAGUGAAAUCUACAGUCCGGUUUCUGGAAAAGUUACUAGCAAAAACACAGAAGUCGAAGAUUCGCCAUCUCUGAUCAAUACAUCAUGCUAUGACAAAGGAUGGUUAUAUAAGAUCGAACUGAAGGACUCGUCAGAGUUGAAGGGCCUGAUGAAUGAAGAGAAGUACAACGAAUUCUUGAAAUCCGAUGAUCACCAUUAAACAUCCUAGAACUGAUACUGCCAGUAUACUCAUUUAUUUUUUUUAUUUUCUAUGUUGUUUAUUCUUCAAGUGUAUAUAAAAUGUAAACCAAAGUCACAUCCAAACUUAGCUAAAUGUUAAUACCAAAAAGAGUGAGAGCGAUUUUCGUUAUGCGUAGACGCAACUGAAGUGUAAUAUACUAUAAUUAAUAAUAAUAUUUAAAACAAACGAAGAAAUAAAGUCAUUGCCGAAAUAUAGAAAGUGAACCGGU